CUGAAAGAUAUCUGUCGCCUCAGCCGCACGGUCCGGAAUGCCAAUGCUCUAAUUGCAGGAACAAUGUUCGUCUGGGUAAAUGUGCCCGUGGGGCCCCGCAUUGCCCAUGAUUCAGUUCGGGGUAUCCACGUCCGAGCCCGUGUUAAUUGCAUUGAGGCGAAUUUCAAGUCUGCGCGUCAAUGAGAAGAUAAAAUAUCUCGCUGCGCGCUGUUGAGUGCCAAGUACGCUCCAACGCUCUUCAUCAGUCAACAUGGGUGUUUUCAAGCUUAUGGGCCUUGCUGCACUUGCCAGCUCAACGCUUGCCGCACCACUCGAGGAACGCGCGAAGCAGCCCAAGAGCUUCUUCAAUGAAGUCGGCAACUCGACUUGGGUAAUUGGAAACGAUGUGUGGAACGUCACACAGAACCUGCAGUAUGCCAACAAGCUCUGGUACAAGGGCAAAGACAGAGUCGGGCAGGCGGUUGGACAUUAUGUGAGCUACAACGGCGCUGCUUCCGAUCUCAAGUGGCUGUCCGCAUCAGUCUUCGACAAGGGUACCGACUGGAUCAACAUCAAGUUCACCGCUGUCGAGGGUGACUUCCACUGGGUUAUCUACGACGGUCUUCACGGAUCAUACCAGUAUUUUGUCAACCGCGCUCUUCCUACACUUGGCGAAUUCAGAACGCUGUGGCGCCUGGACAACGUAUCUUUCCCGAAUGCGCGAACGAACGUCAGGGACGGACCUCUGCCGGCUCUUUCCGAGUACGCCAUAUCCACAAAUGUACAAGAUGAGACAUGGCAGAAGCCAGACGGAACUUUCUUGACCAAGUAUGACUGGAGCAGCAAUGUCCGCGACAACGACUUCUACGGCGUCUACGGUGAGGAAGUAGGAAGUUGGUACUUGAACCCUGGAAAGGAUUACUUCAACGGCGACCACACGAAGCAGGAGCUCUAUGUCCACCGCGAGUCGAGAACCGGUGAUGCUGUCCAGCUCAACAUGAUCCACGGCACACACUUCCAAGCUGUUUCGCGCGAUGCCUUUGCAGAAGGUAAGGUCUGGGGCCCAUGGUUGUGGUAUCUAAACGACGGUUCCAAGGAAGAUGCUGCCUCCCGCGCCGUACAGGAGGAAGGAAAGUGGCCCUACAAAUGGUACAACGAUAAAGCCUACCAGUCGCGUGGCAAAGUCCAAGGUCGUCUCCUCCUCUCCGAUGGCCGCCCAGCAGCUGGUGCCGCAGUCUUCCUCGGCGAUAACAACAACUCUACCAUCUCGACCCUCGACCAGGGUAAGGACUUCUACUACACCGCGUAUGCCGACGCAAACGGCAAGUUCUCUUUCAAGGAUGUGCGCACAGGCUCCUACGCGCUGCAAGCCUGGGGCAACGGCGGCGCCAUCAGCGACGUCAUCACAAACUUCACACGGAACGACGUCGAAAUCCGCAAAGGUGAUACAACAAACCUGAAGGAUCUGUCCUGGAAAAUCACAGACAAGAGCAAGCGCAUCUUCCAGAUCGGCGCCUUUGACCGCAAGACCGACGGCUUCGCGCUCGCAGACCCGAAUAAGCCGUUCGAGCACGGCCGCAUAUCCAAGGCGCCAGGCAACCUGACGUAUACGGUUGGCAGCAGCACGGACAAGGAUUGGUACUUCGGACAGUCUGCGCUGGGGACGUGGAGCGUGGAAUUUGCUGCUCCAGGCGCCGCUGCAGCGUCGAAGCUUACUGUGUCGCUUGCUGGGUUUAGUCAGGGCUCGAGUUGCGACAUUCUGCUUAACGAUGUCAAGAUUGGCAACAUCACAAGUGCAAGUCUGUUGAACAGCCAGGACACGUACCGCGGUGCGACACGGAGUGGUGAGUGGAGAUUGCUGGAGUUUCCGGUCACUGCGGAGACGUUCAGGAACGGAACCAAUAAACUGGACAUCAAGGUGACCAGGACGACGCAAUGGAGGGGGUGGCUGUGGGAUAGUCUUGUUCUCGAGAAGAACUAGACAGGACGUAUUAGCGCUUAAUGUGACAAACAUCCGAAUGAAUAAUAUCACG
Molecule: messenger RNA, 2012 nt
Organism: Boeremia exigua
Lineage: Eukaryota; Fungi; Ascomycota; Dothideomycetes; Pleosporales; Didymellaceae
Product: rhamnogalacturonate lyase-like protein
Exons: 3
Coding region: 251-1960 (569 amino acids)
Biological process (GO): carbohydrate metabolic process
Molecular function (GO): catalytic activity; carbohydrate binding
Source: RefSeq, a predicted model, not a curated record